This is a messenger RNA of Pyrenophora tritici-repentis Pt-1C-BFP, 1101 nucleotides long. Its product is annotated as metalloproteinase 6. Gene Ontology annotation, molecular function: metalloendopeptidase activity. NCBI's taxonomy places the organism in Eukaryota, Fungi, Ascomycota, Dothideomycetes, Pleosporales, Pleosporaceae. Gene Ontology annotation, biological process: proteolysis. The record is from RefSeq and is a predicted model, not a curated record.
AUGAAAAGCCUCUACGCUUUCCUAGUGGCUAUAGCAGCUAGUACGAUGGCAGCUACUUCCCCCUUGACGAGGCAAGCGACACAGGAGUCUCCCAUCAACUUCAAACUCUCCUCUGUCGGCAACUCGCAAAUCAAGGUCACUAUAACCAACAAAAACCAGGACACUGGAUACAAUCUAGUCAAAGUCAACACCCUCCUGGAUGACGACCAUGUCCACAAGUUGACUAUCACGAACGAGGGCACUAGCGUCAACUUUACCGGCUUCUCAGUCACAUACCUCUACGAUCAACUCGAUGAGGAGAGUUUCUUUCCCCUCUUCGCAGGACAGACGCGAGAAGUCGUGGUAGACGUGGCCGAGGGUUACUGGGUCCACAACACGACUACUUCGGUCCAGGAAAUCGUCGCAAAGGGACAAUUCUACUACGCACCACUUAAUUCGACAGAUAUCCAAGGCAGCUUCGAGUACAUGAGUAAUACUCUCUCUGUCGACAUCGACCAGGCUGAAGCGACAACCAUCUUCAAAAACUUCCUAUCGGCAAAGAUCACAAAGCGGGUCAACAUCAGUCCGACAUGCGAGGGAAAAGAGUUGGAAACAUUAAGAGAGUCCCUUAAAGAUUGCACAACCUUUGCACAUGCCGCUGCCAAGGACGCCAAGGACGGUGUGACGGGUCUCUAUUUGAAGUACUUUUACAAAAUGGACUGGGCCGAGGUUCAGGGCCGCCUCCAAGCCAUCGGCGAUCAUUGUACUAGUCUCGGCGUGCUCGAUGCUGUGCUCUACUGCAGGGAUCCCUUUGGCGGCGCCGGUAGAUGCAACACCAAAGGCGUGGCGGCCUUUGCUCGAGACAAGGAAGAGGCUAUUGUCUUCUGUCCCGCUUUCUUUGACCUCCCUGCUAUUCGAUACUCAUGCAAUGGAUUCACGUCGCAAAGCCGCGCUGGCGUUAUCAUCCAUGAAAUGACGCACAUGGGCCUUGUGUACUGGCCCAUAUGUAGCGACUAUGCGUAUGGCACGGCCAAGUCUCAGAAACUCAGCCCGGAUUAUGCUGCUUCCAAUGCUGAUAGCCACGCUUUGUAUGCCAUGGAUCUGAAGGUCGGCUGUAAAUAA